Dictyostelium purpureum is the source of this 1423-nucleotide messenger RNA. RefSeq lists its product as uncharacterized. Gene Ontology annotation, molecular function: SNARE binding. The record is from RefSeq and is a predicted model, not a curated record. The transcript has 4 exons. Gene Ontology annotation, biological process: SNARE complex assembly. NCBI's taxonomy places the organism in Eukaryota, Evosea, Eumycetozoa, Dictyosteliales, Dictyosteliaceae. Gene Ontology annotation, cellular component: lytic vacuole; endosome. Bases 232 to 1323 code for a protein of 363 amino acids.
CAAAUAUAAUUAUUUAUAUAAACCAAAUUUAUUUAUAUUUUUAAUAGUAAUGACGAAUAUAUAAGUGUUUUUUUUUUUUUUCUUUGUUUUUUUUUUUUUCUGCAAACAGAAUUGUGUAAAAUAUCAUAACAAAAUAUAUAUAUAUCAUAUAAAAACAAUAAUAAAUAAAACCAAAUAAUAAAUACUAAAUAUUCAAAAUAUUAAAUAAACAGCAUACAUAUAAAAUCAAAUAUGAAUUUCUUUUUUAAUUGUUGCACAUGUAAUAAUAAAUUUAAUUUCCACGAGAGUUAUUGCGAAUCUUGUUUACAAAGAAUAAAAAAUGACCAAAGCAAAGUAUUUGACCUAAUUCAAUCAGUAUUUGAUAAAAAAAGGGCAAAUGUAGAGUAUAGAACUAGAAUCAUCAAUGAUAUUCAAGAUCCAUCUAAUCGAUUAAAAGAAACCAUCAAUAUUAAAAGUACCUAUCUGGAGAGUAGGAAACAACAACUAGAGGUAUUAAAAAAUAAAAUUCAAAACUUAAAAGUUAUCGUUAAUAAAGAUAAUGGAUAUAUUGAUGUUAAAAAGAAAUAUUUAAGCACUAGAAGAUCAAGUUUAAAAAAAAAUAAACAAUCAUUUGAAAAUGCAAAUAAUGACGAUAACAAUAAUAACAAUAAUAGCAAUACUAAUAAUAGCGUAUUUAUAUCACUUUCAGAGGAAAUUCAGAAAAAAAAAGAACAGUCUGCAAUAGAAAAUAAUCAAUUACAAAUUAUUAAAAGAACAAAAGUUGACCAACUAGCUAAUGUAGUAAAAUUACAAAUCUCAUUAAAUCCGAAUAAUCCUGAUCACUAUUUAUUGUUUAAUAUGGUUUUAAAUGAUAAUCAACUAUUAAAAUUCCCUAAAGAUAUUAUAUUUACAACGCUAGGAUACAUUUCAAAAAUAGUAUUUUUAAUAUCAAGUAUUUUAGGCAUUACUCUACCCUAUCAUUUAAAUUAUAAAGGUUCAAAGUCAACAAUACAUCAUAAUCUUAAAUCUAAAGACUACCCAUUAUUCUACCAUAAAACCAAGUCAAGAGAAUUUCAAAAGGCAUUAUAUUUAUUAGGCGAAAACAUUUCAUUCCUUAGAUUUUAUCACGGCCUAUCCUCCCCAAAAGAAUCAAAUUUAUUAUUUUUAAAAAAUGUUUGUGAACUAGUUAAAUCACCAAAUUUGGGAAAGGACCAACAAAAUCUAGAAAUUCGAUCAAUGGAUAUUGAAUAUGAUGAUACAAAAGAAGAUGAAUGGGAAGUAGUUACACCAAUAGAAGAAGAUGACAGCUUUGAAAAAUUCAUUUAUGAUCAUAGUCAACAAUAAUCAAUAAUAUCCCCAAAUACUAAAUUAAAAAAUAAAGCUUAAUAAAUUUUGUACAUAUAUAAAAAUAAAAUAAUAAAAAAAAAAGAAAUCUACACAUUUU